Odocoileus virginianus texanus is the source of this 5431-nucleotide messenger RNA. It is a transcript of the gene KNOP1, whose product is annotated as lysine rich nucleolar protein 1. The record is from RefSeq and is a predicted model, not a curated record. NCBI's taxonomy places the organism in Eukaryota, Metazoa, Chordata, Mammalia, Artiodactyla, Cervidae.
UGGGAGAGCGCGUCGUAGGCGGGACGGAACCGGGACUGGAGACUGGGUCUGGGGACUUGCGCGACGAGCCGAGGGACCGGACGAGGAUGACUUGCACCCUCAGAUCCACGUCCCCCUCGUCGCCGGUCUGAGGCGCCAUCUUCAGGAAGUUCUCCCGCUUUGGAGCUGGACCUGGGACACGGCGUAAUCCCUCCCUCUGUGUGGAAACCUUGGUGCGGUCGGGCGUUUGAGGGGGCCGUCUCCCUUCGCGGCUCCCUUGCUUCCUGUUAGUGAGCCUGCGGUGGGAAUUGGGUUUUGGAGCACAGGCUCCAAAGUUCUGCAGGCUGGGUUCGAAUCCCAGUUUUAUUCCUUGCUGGCUUUGGAACCCAAGGAAUGAUCACUAAGGCUCACAAAGGUGAGGUGGGCCUUGGGCUCCCAGAAAAAAAGAAGAAGAAAAAGAAAGUGGUUAAAGAACCAGAGACUCAAUACUCGGUUUUAAACAGUGACAAUUAUUUCACAGAGGUUUGUCCAAGAGUCACACCACCCUUGAAGGAUGUGAUCCAAGAGCAGGCACCCAGAAUGCCUCUUGUGAAGAAAAAGAAGAAAAAGAAGGGUCACAGCACUGUCUGUGAGGAGCACCUUGAACCUGAGAUCCCAUUACGUGUUGGACGGACUGAGCGGUCACACAGCCCCAGGACGCAGGCACCUGGUCUGUCUGAGUCCCUCAGUGCGGAGAGGAAGAAGAGGAAGUCCACGUCCCCCGGCUCAAGGGUGAAGACCUCUCCAGACCCCAGACAGGACGAGGAAGUGACCAGAGCUGGCAAGAAGCUCAAAAAACACAAGAAGGAGAAAAAGGCCAAGGAAGCUACAGCCUUCUCAGGCAUGGAUCCUUGGUUCUUCGAGGCCGGGAAUGCAUUGUAUACUCACUCAGUUGGGAAGGAUGGCGUCCAGGAGCAGGCCGUCUCGGGACAGAAGCGGAAGCAAGGGAGUCCCAGGGAACACAGCGUGAAGAUGAAGAAGAAGAAGAAGAAAAUCCACCGGGAGGGAGAUCCCCCGCUGGGGCACCCUGACUGCUCCUGGUCCCUGGAGAGCAGCCCUACGAAAGGAAGUAAAAAGAAGCCAGUCAGAGUUGAAGCUCCAGAAUACAUCCCCAUAGGAGAUGGCCCCAGGGCCUCUGUGAAGAAGAAAGUGAAGUCCAAGAAAAGGGUGGAGCAGGCGGACCCCGAGGAGUCAGCUCUGAAGAGGAAGAAGAAGAAGAGGCAGGAGAGCAAAGCAGCAGAGCCACCUUGGGAAGAGGAACCCGACACGGACUUGGAGGUGGUGUUAGAGAAGAAGGGCAACAUGGACGAGGCGCACAUAGACCAGGUGAGGCGGAAAGCCUUGCAAGAAGAGAUUGAUCGUGAGUCGGGUAAGACGGAAGCUUCUGAUGCCAAGACCUGGACAGGAACCCAGUUUGGCCAAUGGGAUACUGCUGGUUUUGAAAACGAGGAACAGAAACUGAAAUUUCUCAAACUCAUGGGUGGCUUUAAAAAUCUGCCCCCUUCCUUCAGUCGCCCCUCCACCACGGAGGCCAGGCCCAACAUGGCUCUCAGCAAGAAGGCUGCCGACACCCUGCAGCGGAACCUGCAGCAGGACUACGACCGGGCCCUGAGCCGGAAGUACAGCCGGGGGGCCGGGCUCGGCUUCUCCGCCGCCCCGGCCAAAGUCUUUUAUAUUGACAGGAACGCAUCCAAGUCAGUCAAGUUUGAAGAUUAAACUCUGCUGUCUCGUCCCCCCAAAACACCCAACAUUGCUUUUAUUGUUCUAUCAGGCAGAUGAAAGCCAUAGGACAGUUGUCUCGAAUCGAACUCCUGCGAAGAUUAAGGACAACUGUGUUGAUGUGCUUGGACAGACUGGGGUGAGGGCAGCUCCUUUCAAGAGCCAGGAGAACAUGUUGAGUGGCUCCCGUUUUCUGUGUGACACGUCCAUUCCUGUUGAAGACAGUGAGUAUAACGAGCAGGAGCGCACACUUGUCGAAGGCGUCCUGGUUGCCAGGCACUUACAUGUCUCCCCUGCAUUCAUGUAUUUAAUCGUCAUGAUUCUGAAACAGGUGCUAUUAUUAUCCUCAUCUUAGGAAAUGGGGUUCUGGGAUGAGGAGACUGGGGUUCAGGGAUAAAGUAAUAACAUUGCCUGGGGUCACUCAGUGAGUUAAGUGCCAAGUGUACUUUUGUGCCCAAGGCCUGUGUCAACUAUUCACUACAAUGACUGUCCACUCUAGGGAAUUUCACCCAAAAUACUCAUUGGGAUUAAAAUGUCUUUUGAUUGAAGAAACAUAGGCUUAUUACAUGUCUACAUCUCAAGCAGGAAGUGGGAUUAAUGUAAACGGGCAAAAGCAAGCUCAUUUCCCCUCCCCCUGUUGGAGUAGCCACAGGCAGAAAGGCGUCUGGAUUCCCACCAGACAGACGUGGCCGAGCUGCCUCUGCCGCUGGGAAGCUGCUUCUAAACCCAUCCUGCCUUUUGCAGUCUGUGUUCCUUCCAUCCCCGGGGCUGUGCUGGGAUUUAAUCUUUCUUGCUUUAACUGGAUUCUAAGCAAGGCAUUUGAGAGAGCAAUUGGCUAAUCCUCCACACGCACGAAUGGCAUGUUCUUUCCCAGGGACGUGUUUAUUGGAUUCUUUCCAACUACAAGGAAGAGAAUUCUAGGUGACUUCCAUGGAGGAGGUCGAAUGUCAGGAGGCAACAGAUGUGGGGGUGACAGGGCGCUGCCUCAUCGGUCUGGGAACAGUGUUUCCAAAGCUUUGAUGCUGUAGCCAGCCUCACAAACUCCCAGUACCCCAAGUGACAUGUGACCACCUUCUCUCCAUUCACCUAGUGUUUUGCGUCCCAAAAUACAAGUUCUGCUUGGGCCUUUUUCACACCACUUGGCUUGAACUUCCCCUCCAGACAUGCUAUCUCAGGCGGGCCUGGACAGCCAGGGAAUUCAGUCUCACAUGGGCAGGAGUCCUGUGUAGGGGGUUGAUUCAGCUUCCCAUGAAGGAAAUGAAUGUUUCCUCUCUGCUCCACCAUCCUACCUUGGCUUCCUCAGCUUGGUGGAAAGAUGACUGUAGCAAUUGCAUGCAGCAAAUCAAGACACUAGACCAUUCUAGAGGGAGAAGAGAAAGCUGCUUGUGGCUCAAGGAAACUUCCAGAAGCCCUUUGGUCAUAACUCGUUGCCCAGCGUUGGGUGCCCAGUGUUGCCCACCCAUUCUUGAGCCAGCCCCUGGCAUGUGGAGGGAAAUUCUCAGGCCAGUCAGGAAGGAAGACUGAGGUUCAGAUGCUGGCAAGGUGAACCUGGGUCCACUACUGCCCCAGCAGGCAGAGGUGAGGCUGGUCUGCCUGGGCCCUGACCAACAACCAUUGGCCAGGUCUGGAGUCCUGCAUGCCCGUGUCAGCCCUGAUUCUGGUGAGCCACCUCCCACAGAACCUGAAUGUGGCCCUCCAUGGAUGCAGUCUUGAGAUACAUAACGGAAGAGGCCUACAAGGUGAGGUUCUGCAUUGAGUUAGCUCUUCAGGGCAUGUCCUCUUCCGACAGCGGUGGUCUUGAUCCACACUCUGGGAAUCUGCCCAGUGUGAAAGGAGCGAACCACGUCUCUGAUCCCUGUGUCUUGCUGAUAGCUCAUGUCACAGUUUGGGCCUGCUUGGCUGUCAGGAAGGACCGUGCCCACCCAUCAACUGUGUGAUUCUGGAGAGUAAGUGAGCAGUUGUCCCCCUCUUGCAGUUCAAAGUGUACAGUCUCUCUGUGAUGAGAUUUGACUUUCUAGCACCAUGUGGCUGAAGAGUUCCCCCUGGCUUGGGAAGGUUUAUUAAAGUCUGUACCUGAAGCAGGGUCUAAGCAGAGAAGGUUGGACAGCCAAGACGGCAGGAUGCCAGGUGUCCUCAGAUUGAACCUGGCCUUGUCUCGGCUGCUUGCGUAGGUGCAGACCAUGCUGCUGUAGUGACAGCUCCAGCUCUGAGGUUAACUGGGCCUCGCUGUCCUUUUGUAAACUGAACAACAUUGUCUUGAGUCGCCCCUCUCCGCUUUGCCCCAUGUCCUGGGUCCUCCUCAAGCUGUCUUCAAGGUUUUUUUUUUUUUGGUGUGAUUUCCCAUGUUGUUCAUUUGUUGAUUCUGUGUAGCACACAGCCUGUCUCCACUGGAACAAGGCAGUUUUUGGAUUUUCACUCAAUCUGGGAGAGGUGGGUGGGGGUGUCUGGUAUGUAAGCACAGCCAAGGUCUUAGCUGAAUAUGUAACAACCCUGCUCUCAAACACAUUGGCCUUUUCUCCCUUGGGGAUUUCUCACAGACUGAUCCUCCUUCUAUGUAUGGCAGGGCCUUCCCUCAUUACGAUUGCCUUUAUCCAGCUGUUCCCCAAACCUCAGGAUUCUUGACCACUUUAUUCCUUGAGGUGAUUUCCUCUGUUUCCCACUAAGCUCCUCCCUGAGGCCACCCUUCUGCAAUUAGAUUGGCCCAUCAAAAGUAUUUGCCAGAUUAGAGUUCUUCCCUUAAAAAUUGUGUGUUCAGCUCUACAAACAACUGUUUAGGUUCUAUGCACCCCCGCAACCCCCCGCCCAUCCCAGUCCUCAUCACUGGAACCUGUUAAUAUGUUGUGAUGCAAAACCAACAGGAGUUUAAGGUAGCAGAUGGAAUUAAGGUUGCUAAGCAGUAUGAUUUGACUGGGCCUACCCAGAUAAUCCAGGGUUAAAAGUAUCAAUAGAAGACAGAGACAGAAGAGUCAAAGAGAUUUGUAAGAAACACUCAACAAGCUGUCACUAGUUUGAAGAUGAAGGGACCCCAUGCCAAGGCAUGCGGGUGGCCUCUAGAAGCUGGGAAAGGCAGGAAAACUGAUUCUCCCCUAGAGACUCCAGAAGAACGCAACACCUUCAUUUUGAAGGAAAGGCCACUGGACUUCAGACCAGUAGAGCUAUAAGGUGAUAAAACUGUGACAUUUUAAACCCCUAAGUGUGGCAGUUUAAAGCAACAAUAAAAAAAUUAAUACAGGUGUCAUAGAGAAGUUUUCAUUUUUACCUUAUUUCCUAAAAAUUUUCUCUUCUGGUUCCAUCAUUCUUCACGAUUGUAGACCUCAUGCCAUGUAGGCUGCAGUGUUCAGAGAGUGGGUAAUUUAGUUAACAGGCUGGGGAACCCACACGAGAACACAAAAUCCCAGCUUUCACCUGGGCCAAGGUGACAUGUGAAUCAGAAGCUGCUUUGGUGUAACGUAUCCCUGACCUAAUGUGAAAGUCCAAGUCCAGGUUAAUGGAAGAGCAGUAGGAAUUCACUGACUCAGGCUUGGGCACUGAUGCUGUCUGGUAUGUAUAGACUCAAACCAGAAGAAAUGACUUAAAAGUGCAUAAUUUGAAUUUGCCAAUUGACUUUCAUAUGAACAGUAUAUAGUAAAAGUGGUAUAGGAAAUGAUUUUAAUAGAAUAAUCUUGUGUAAUAAAGGCCACUUGGGAAUAUUUGA